AUGGUUGAAAGAUUUCAUGAACUUCAACAACAAUUAAUUCAUCAAAGAUCGCCACCACCACCGGCAACAACGACAGCAUUACCAUUUCAUCAUUUUAUUGAUUCUGAAGUGUUUCCAACAACAAGAAAUACAAUGGAUAAACUAUGUACACCAAUGAUACCAAUGAAAAAUGGAUCACCAGAUCCAAAACAACAAUCAGAUGAUCAAAAUGAUAGUAAUGAUACAAUUAAUGUACAACAUGAUGUUAAACAUUUGAUUGGUAAUCAUCAUCAUGAAAAUAAUUUCAAAGAGAAUGAUCGUGUACAAUCACCGGCAUCAUUAUCAUUACCGUCGGUCAAUCAUCAACACAAUAACGGUAGUAAUAAAAUAAAACAACGAAGAUCGCGUACAAAUUUUACAUUAGAACAAUUGAAUGAAUUGGAACGAUUAUUUGAUGAAACACAUUAUCCGGAUGCAUUUAUGCGUGAAGAAUUAUCACAACGAUUAGGUCUUUCGGAAGCACGUGUACAGGUUUGGUUCCAAAAUCGUCGUGCUAAAUGCCGUAAACAUGAAAGUCAAAUACAUAAAAGUACCAUAAUGAUGAGUCCACAUAGUAUUACUGGUUCAAUUGCGGAACAAUCACGUGCCACUAUUAAUAACUACCUCAUGAAUAAUAAUGCUGCUACGACUACUAAUGCUAACGCUAAUACUGCUGCCGGUUUGAAUAUUCGUUAUGGAUUGUCGAAACCACCAACAUUACAAUUACAAUCACAAUCACAAUCAUCGUCAUCAUCAUUAUCACCGCCAAUUAUUAAUACAUCCACUGCAACAAUGAUUGAAUUUGAUCGAAAUUAUCGAUCAAAUCAUAACCAUCUUCAUCAUCAUCAUCAUAAUCAACAUAUAGGAUUAUCAUCAUCAUCACCAUUAUCUAUACUGCAAUCACAGACAAGUGCAAUACAAACUUCAACAAUAACGCCUACAUCCAAUACUAUUUCUUCGAUUGGCGGUAAUGUCCAUAUGAUUGGUAGCCAACCACCAUUACCAACAUCAUUCAAUGUAGCACAUUAUAUGCCUUAUCUAAGUCAUCCUAUUAAUUUUCUACAACAUUAUGCGGCAUUAGCAGCUGCAGCAUCAUCAUCAACAUCAUCAGCAUCGUCAUCAUUACCAUUCGCUAGUAAUUCCUUAUUUAAUAAUGGCAACUCUUCCUCUUCCGUAUCAUCAGCAUCAUCAAACAUACAUUUAUUUGGAUCAUCAUCAUCAUCAUCUGGAUUUGGUCUUUCAUCUCGUGUGCCUAUGACAAUGAUACCAGCAACAUCACCACUACUAAUGACAACAAAAACGGCAAUAAAAACGAACGUUGAUGAACAAUCGGAAUCGGAAAUAUUUACAAGAAUAAAUCAGACAGAAAAAGAACAUUUUUUUCCAAAACAAUCAACUAGUCCAAUAGAUAAUGAUCGAAUGACAAUUGAUCUUGAUCAAGAUUCAAAGGCUUGAUUUGUUUUUAUUUUUUAUUUUUAUUUGAUCUCUCAAUUUUAUUCAAAAUUCUUGAAUGUACACAA
Dermatophagoides farinae (American house dust mite) is the source of this 1538-nucleotide messenger RNA. NCBI's taxonomy places the organism in Eukaryota, Metazoa, Arthropoda, Arachnida, Sarcoptiformes, Pyroglyphidae. The record is from RefSeq and is a predicted model, not a curated record.